Staurois parvus is the source of this 343-nucleotide messenger RNA. Lineage: Eukaryota; Metazoa; Chordata; Amphibia; Anura; Ranidae. The record is from the annotation of a GenBank genome assembly.
GUCACUUUUGGCAGUGGACACGGCGUUAAUGAGCUUUAGUAUGGGUGUUAGAUUGGUGAUAAUGGGCAUUAGACAGGUGUUAAUGAGAGAUAGUAUGUGCACUAGACAGGCGUUAAUGAGCUUUAGUAUGGGCGUUAGACUGGCGAUAAUGGGUGUUAGACAGGUGUUAAUGAGCUUUAGUAUGGGCGUUAGACUGGCGAUAAUGGGUGUUAGACAGGUGUUAAUGAGCUUUAGUAUGGGCGUUAGACUGGUGAUAAUGGGCAUUAGACAGGUGUUAAUGAGCUUUAGUAUGGGUGUUAGACAGGCAAUAAUGAGCUUUAGUAUUGGCGUUAGACUGGCGAUA